GGAGGCUUCGGGGCGGGCCGUGCCGGGCCGGGCCUCACAUGACCGCGCUCAGCUGACUGCGGCGCCCGGGGUGCGGCGCGGCCCGGCCCGUGGUCACGAUGAUGAACGGGGCGCGGGACGAUGCGGCGGAGCCGGCGCCGGUGUGGGAGCGGCCCUGGUCGCUGGAGGAGAUCCGUAAGGGCAGCCAGAGCUGGUCCUUGGCCUCGGACGCCGGGCUGCUGCGUUUUCUGCAAGAGUUCUCCCAGCAAACCAUUUCCAGGACGCACGAGAUCAAGAAGCAAGUGGACGGGCUGAUCAGUGAAACAAAAGCCGCGGACUGCCGCCUCCACAAUGUCUUCAACGACUUUCUCAUGUUGUCCAACACGCAGUUCAUAGAGAACCGAGUAUAUGAUGAAGAAGUGGAAGAGCCGAUUCCCAAAGCUGAUGUUGGAGACAAAACAGAGCAGGAAAGGACACGUGAACAGAAAGAAGCUGAUCUGAUCCCCAAAAUCCAAGAAGCAGUGAAUUAUGGGUUGCAAGUACUAGACAGUGCUUUUGAACAGCUAGACAUCAAAGCAGGCAACUCUGACUCUGAAGAGGAAGAAAGUAAUGAAAGGGUGGAACUGAUACUUGAGCCAAAGGAUCUCUAUAUUGACAGGCCUUUACCUUACUUGAUUGGCUCUCAGCAGUUCAUGGAACAAGAUGAUGUUGGCCUUGGAGAUCUGACUAGUGAAGAAGGUUCGGUAGAUAGUGAUCGUGGAAGUGUGAUUGACAGCGAAGAAAAGGAUGAAGAGGAAUCAGAUGAUGAAUUUGGAAACCCUAGUGAAGAUGACCAAAAGACGAGGACAGCACAGAUGAGUGAUGAAGAAGAUUAUGAUGGUGGUGAUCUCUUUGACUCUGAAAAAGAGGAAGAUGAGGAUGGAGACAUAGAGAAAAAGAAAAGACCGACAUCGUUUGCUGAUGAGCUUGCAGCCCGAAUCAAAGGAGAAGUACUGGUCAAAGAGGAUGAAGACCGUUCGUCCCUGCCACCAGAGACCAAAACAAGGAAAACCCCAAAAGAGAAGAAGGAAGCUAGAGUUCCGUCGGAUGAUGAUGAUGAUGACAUCUUCAAGCCUCCUAAGCUGACCGAUGAAGACUUCACACCCUUUGGUUCUAGGGGUGGACUCUUCAGUGGUGGGACAGGUCUCUUUGAUGAUGAUGAUGAGAGUGAUCUUUUUGCUGAGGUACCACAAGGAGAAGAAUCAAAAGAGCAAGAGGAGCAAGUCCUGAUAAAUGAAGCAUCCUCUACAAAGUCCUUAAAGAAAGUUCCUGCAGGUGCAGUGUCUCUGUUCCCAGGAGGGAGUGAUGUCUUCAGUUCCCCUGUAAUUGUAGAAAAAAACAAGAAACCUGCAGCACGGAGCACAGAGAAAUCUCCUAAACAGCCUGGGAAAGUUGUUCUGUUUGAUGAUGAUGACGAUGACUUCUUUGGGGGAGCAAGUAAAAAGCCUCCGGAUCCAGUCAAGUCUACAGCUGACCUAUUUGAUGAUGAUGAUGAAGGUGACUUGUUCAAAGAAAAACCUGCCAUUCCUCCUGUGGCUGCCAGCACAACUAAAGAAACAGAAAGUCACAGGGAGACAGUCACAGCAAAAAAGAGUCAGCCGUCAUCAGGUGAUGACUUCAAGCCUUUAUCUGAAGCACCUCAAAGGAAACAGAGGGGCCUCUUCUCUGAUGAGGAGGAUUCUGAAGACUUGUUUUCAUCAAGUAAAACUGUGAAGUCGAAAGCUCCGUCUCUCCCCACCAGCAAGUCCAUGACAAAAACUCCACUCUCUUUGUUUGAUGAUGAUGAAGAGGAUCUCUUUGGUGUGGUACCUGCCAAGAAGCAACAGGAAAAGCCUCUGGAAGAGAAAGCAAAACAGUCAGAGCCACUCAAGAAAGCUUCCAGCUUACUGUUCAGCAGUGAUGAAGAGGAACCCUGGAAUGUCUCCAAGCCACCUAAGCUUCCUUCAGAAGACAACCGAAAAGAGGGACCUACAAAAUCAGCUAGCACCAUCAGUCAAGCUAAAGCUGUGAAGAAGACGAGCCUCUUUGAGGAAGAGGAUGAGGAGGAUUUAUUUGCAAUCACUAAAGAGAGCCAAAGAAAGCCACAGAAAGUAUCGCUGCUAUUUGAAGAUGAUGCUGUUAAUGGAGAAUCACUCUUCGGUUCCCAAUCAACACUACUUCCUUCAGCUGCAAAGGCCACAGCGGAGAAAGUAAAACCAGCACAAGCACCACCUUUGUUUGGUGACGAAGAAAAGGAGGAAAAGGGAGAUCUGCCAGAUAAGGCAAAGUCUAACCAGGUAGAAGAUACGUUGUGGUCUUUAGAAGAGCCUGGAGCAGUUCCAGUGCGUAGAGGAACAGAUGUUGCAGGGCAGCAUACAAAGGAAAAACCUUUUGCAGCAACGUCCUUGGAGCCAGACAGCAAUUCAGAUUUGUUUGCAACAUCACCACCAGCUCUGGAAAAAGAUGUCAAGACCCAAGCUAAGAAAGUGUUAAGCUUGUUUGAUGAGGAGGAAGAGGAGAGACUGGAAGAUGAUGGCACUAAAAAUGCACAGAAAGAAAUUGGUGUGCCUUCCAAGAAAAGCACUCGUCCCAAAAGCACUGGGGUCUUUCAAGAUGAAGAGCUUCUUUUCAGUCACAAACUUCAGAAGGACAAUGAUCCAGAUGUCGACCUCUUUGCCAGCCCCAAGAAGUCAGUGUCUGCAAACCGUAUCCUGAAACCAUCAUCUGGAGGUGGGCUUUUUGGGGAUGAUGAUGAUGAAGAUGAUCUCUUCAGUACUGCUAAAACAAACCCUCCGAAAAUAGUGGAGAAGAAAACAGUGAAAGCCAGUUCGAGCCCUCCCUUGGAAAAUGCUUUAAGUGCCAAACAAGAUGACGCUCUGAAGACAGUAACUACAGAGAAAUCUACAGGUCCUGUUCCCAUUAAAAUCAAAGAGCCCUCAUCUCGGAUUGGAAAGUUACAAGCUAACUUAGCUAUUAACCCUGCAGCCUUACUUCCUGGUGCAAUGCCUAAGGUCUCCAAUGUAAAGUCCCCCUUGCCAGUUUUGGACACCCCACUGAAUGAACCCGAUGAUGUACAGAACAGUGAAGCCUUCCCUGCUGCAGGAAACAAUGAGGAACUGGGUGUAAGCUUCGAUCAGCCUAUGCAAGCGGAUACCUUGCACAGUGCCAAUAAGACCAGGAUCAAGGUUACAGGAAAACGAAGACCUCCUAGCAGAAUGGCCCGCCGUCUAGCUGCACAACAGUCUGGUGAGAGUGAGGAGGUGGACAGUGCUAAAGAACUGCAAUUCUCGCUACCAAAACAGAGGUCACCAAUAGAGAAUGUAAAGGAGCCUAUUGUUACUGAAGGAGAGUCCAAGGAAAAUGGCUUUCUGUCUGGCUUGUCACUACCGGCUCAUGGCAGUGUUCUUUCUGCUGGGACAAACAAAAUCCUUCCUCCAGAAUCCACAGAUGAAGGAGAUGAUAUAUUUGAAUCAGAAGACCUUUUUGCAAGCAGCUCAGCAUCCAGAACAGCUGCACAGUCAAAGCUGAAGAAGGAAAUUCCAGACAGUGUGGCUAACGUACCCAUUAAGGGCAGAGAGAAAAAGCCUGAUCUGUCUGUUCUGGGUAAUCGGGACAGCAAUGAUCUCUUCCAGUCUGUACAGAAAAAAUCAUCAUCGAAAAGCAGCCCCAUACCUUUUUUGGAGGAGGAGGAAGAUUCUCUUUUCACCAGUCAGAAAACUGGAAAGAAGGAGUUGAGAUCUUCUGUCCGGCAAGCUGUUGACCCUACUGCACAACAAGACAUCUUUGAGGAUGAUAUAUUUGCUACUGAGGCAAUUAAACCAAUGACGAAAACAAAAGAGAAGAUGCCAGAGACUAACCUGUUUGAUGAUAACAUUGAUAUCUUUGCGGAUCUCACCAUAAAACCAAAAGAAAAGAACACCAAGAAAAAGGUGGAACAAAAAUCCAUAUUUGAUGAUGAUAUGGAUGAUAUCUUCUCUAGCAGCCAAACCAAGAUACCCACUCCCAAAAGUAGAUCUUCCCAGACAGCCUCGGAAGUGAAGUCUGAAAGCAAGGCACUGAACACAUUUGAUGACCCACUGAAUGCCUUUGGAGGCCAGUAGCCAAGGGGAAUAUGUUGCAGAGGGGAGGCCUUCCUUAUGCUCUGUCUAAUACACUGGAUUCCCUAAUCCAGUAGAGCUGAAAUGAGAUAGCUGUGGAUAUGUAAAUGACAGAUUACCCAUUAUAAAUAGUUACUAUGCUCUUGUACUGGGUUUAAUUACUCUUAAUGAUAUAUUAAAAAAAAGGACGGUAACCUCCUGCUAUUUUUUUCCAUGGUGGCCAGAUGAAUAUAGCCUGUGCAAUACCUGUGAUGAAGUAAUCUAUUAUACAAAGUAUAGUUUGUUUUAUUGAACAGAUCUAUAGAGAAAAUCAUUGAUAUUGUUAAAUAGUAAAUGGAGUCUGUUAAAUGAGAUCCGUCUGUACGUUUUGCUUUCUACUUUACCACUUGUGAAGGACAUCUGCACUGGGACUGGAAAAUAAUCCAAACCACUACUAUGCUUUGUGUGGGCCAGCUGUCAGUCUCCUGAGCUAAUGUUAGUGUAAGGUGGGAUUCUGUCUGUUAUUAAGUAUAGCUCUUUAUAUAUAAAUCCUGCACUUAGAGCAGGAAUUGAUACCAGGUAGAGACCAGUUAUUUCAUACCGGCAGCUAAUAUGGUCUAUAAAAAUAAAUGCUUAAAACUUCUCUGCUAUUGUGUAUUAC
Cygnus atratus (black swan) is the source of this 4734-nucleotide messenger RNA. RefSeq names its product WASH complex subunit 2A. The transcript is spliced from 31 exons. The record is from RefSeq and is a predicted model, not a curated record. The coding region runs from base 99 to 4097 and encodes 1332 amino acids. Gene Ontology annotation, molecular function: phosphatidylinositol phosphate binding; retromer complex binding. Gene Ontology annotation, biological process: protein localization to endosome; retrograde transport, endosome to Golgi. Gene Ontology annotation, cellular component: early endosome; WASH complex. NCBI's taxonomy places the organism in Eukaryota, Metazoa, Chordata, Aves, Anseriformes, Anatidae.